Molecule: messenger RNA, 6050 nt
Organism: Python bivittatus (Burmese python)
Lineage: Eukaryota; Metazoa; Chordata; Lepidosauria; Squamata; Pythonidae
Gene: TRIM41
Product: tripartite motif containing 41
Molecular function (GO): zinc ion binding; protein binding
Source: RefSeq, a predicted model, not a curated record
GGCGAGCGGGAAAGAGCUGCGGGGGCAGGAGGGACGCGGGCGGGUGCCCUCUUCUCCCGAGAAUCUUUGGGGAGGGAAGUUUUCUGCGGCGGGGAGGCAGGAAAGGGAGUGGAGGUCCUGGUAGGACAGAGGGAAAUAGCUGGCUUGGGAGGGAGGCGCUCCCUUCAGGAGGGGGCUUCUAGGCAGGGAGGUGUCGGCGUGCCCAGUCGGCUGGGGCGUGGGCUGCGAAGAAAUUGGAGGUCUCAUGGCAGCAGCAGUAGCUGCAGGCAGUAGCUCUGGGGGCCCGCUGAACCCUGUUGCCACCCUACACGAGGAAGCUGUCUGUGCCAUCUGCCUGGAUUAUUUCACAGACCCGGUGUCCAUUGGAUGUGGCCACAACUUUUGCCGUGUCUGCAUCACUCAGCUUUGGGGUUCGGGUGAAGAAGAAGGAGAUGACGUAGGAGCAUCUGGCUCAGAGGGGGGUGCUGAUGAUGGGGGGAUAGAUGACCUGGGACCUGAAGAAGAUGGGGAUUAUGACAACGAUCUGGAGGACAAUGAUUAUUUGGGUGAUGGGGAUAUGGGCGAUGAGGAGGAAGAUGAUGUAUCCAGGGAUGAGUAUGAUGAUGAAGAUGACGACGUAUGGGAUGAUGAGGACGACAGAGAGUACUGGGACCAGGAAAUGUGGGAUGAUGCUAUGGGGAGUGAUUUAUUUUUUGAUAAUUAUGAUGAUGAUGAGGAAGUAAUGGAUGAAGAGCCAGAGGAAAUGACAGAAUAUACUGUGCCGGCAACUCCACCUACUCCUCCACAACGUCAGUCUUUUACUUGCCCUCAAUGCCGCAAAACUUUUCCUCAUCGCAACUUCCGCCCCAAUCUUCAGCUGGCCAACAUGGUGCAGAUCAUCCGACAGAUGCACCCACAACCAUUGAAGCCUGUGAUAUCAUCAACUGAAGCAGUGGACUUGGCAGCAGCAGGGGAUUCCUCAGGGGCACCGUCUGCUUUAGCUGCAGGUCAGGCUCCAAGUGUUGAGCGAACCCUAUGUGAGAAACAUGAAGAGCCACUUAAGCUCUUUUGUGAGGCAGAUGAAGAGCCCAUCUGUGUAGUGUGCAGGGAGUCACGAGCCCAUAAACACCACAGUGUUAUGCCACUGGAAGAAGUUGUGCAAGAAUAUAAGGCUAAACUCCAGGGUCACUUGGAUCCACUGAAAAAGAAACUGGAGGCAGUUCUGAAGCAGAAGUCAAGUGAAGAGGAGAAGAUAGCAGAUCUCAAGAACAAGAUGAAAUUUGAUAUGAAAGAAUUUGAGUCAGACUUUGAGCGGCUGCAUCAAUUCCUGGUGGGAGAGCAAGCCAUGCUGCUUCACCAGCUGGAAGACCGCUAUGAGAUACUGCUGGCCAGCCAGAGUAGCAACAUCACCCACCUGGAGGAGCAAGGUGCUGCACUAAGCCGUCUUAUUGCAGAAGCAGAAGACAAGAGCAAGCAAGAUGGUUUGCAACUGCUCAAGGAUUUCAAAGGCACUUUAGUCAGGUGUGAGAAUCUUACAUUCCAAGAUCCAGAGAUGGUACCAGUGGAUGCAGGGAAGAAAUACCGGAACUACUUCCUUAUAGAUGUUUUAAUGAGGAAGAUGGAGAAAGUCUUCAGCAAAGCCCCUCAAGCUGAAUUGACUCUGGAUCCUGAAACAGCUCAUCCACGACUCACACUUUCCUCAGAUUGCCGCAGCGUCCGACUUGGGGAACGCUGGCGGGAUCUGCCAGAUAACCCCAAACGCUUCGACUCUGACUACUGUGUGUUGGCCUUGCAGGGCUUUACUUAUGGUCGCCACUACUGGGAAGUGGAGGUGGGUGGCCGGCGAGGGUGGGCUGUAGGGGCAGCCCGCGAAUCGGCCCGACGAAAAGAGAAAUCCAGCAGUGGUUCCCACCAGAAACGGGAGAUCUGGUGUGUAGGAACCAAUGGUAAGAAGUACCAGGCUUUGACUACCACUGAGCAGACAUCCCUCUCUCCAGCUGAGAAAUUACGGCGCUUUUGUGUCUACCUGGACUAUGAACGAGGCCAGCUAGGAUUCUACAAUGCUGAAAGCAUGGCUCAUAUUCACACCUUCAAUGCUUCAUUCCGCGAGCGCAUCUUCCCCUUUUUCCGCAUUCUUUCUAAGGGAACCCGCAUCAAAAUCUGCAAUUGAUGCCAUUGCGGCUGCUGCACAUACCUGAAUUUAUCCCUUGAGGCCUCUGCUUCAUCAUAGUCCUCCCAUCCCACCUAAUUAUGCCUGAUAAGAGUUUCUCACCACCCUUGGACUUUGGUGGAUUCCUUAUCUAGCUCUUAUUUUGGAUUCCUUUUGACAGGGAUUCUUCCCUUCUGUGAAUCCAGUUUUGCACAGUUCUACUUCUCUGGUGCUUGACCAGGUCAUGGAUCGGAUUUUAUUUCUCUUAUGGCCCAGAUCCAUCUUAGCAAAAAAAUUGUGCUCUCUCUCCUUAUACCUUUGGGGGAUAAUCACAUGUCAGCCAAUUAUACUUUUCUCGUCUUUAGAUAUUGGAGUCCUUGAUCUUUAAUAUCUCAGAAGAGAAAUUAGACCUUAUUGAGCAUGCAGUCUUUCAGUUGUAAGGUUGGUGGGAUCUGCCAUGGCUUCUGGGCUUGGGCUUUGCAAUCCAAGACUUGUUCUUCACUUCCCUGAAGACACCUAAAUCUACCUAGUCAGGCAUUCAAGACAACAAAAUUUAGGCCUGUGUGUGGUAACUUUUUUAUUCUUUUUUGAAUUUUGCUGGUCAAGAGAUGACUGUUCCACUAUGUUCUUGGGGUCGGAUGUAAGUCCAUGCUUUAAGUACGGAUGAGGAAUAUGUGGCCCUCCAUGUGUUACUGAAGACAGCUUCCAAGAACCCCAGCAAUCACAGCCUAUGUUGUGGGAUACAGGAGUUGUGGUUCAGCAACAUCUGGAAAACGAUUAGCCCCAGUUUCUGUAUUGCUAUCACCAGAUCCCAGAUUCCUGCAGCCCUCACAAUAGCCCUUCAUUUUAAAGUAAUGAUACAGAAAUAUUUUGGCAGGUUCCCAAUGCUAUGAUUUCUUCUUUAAUUGCUCCAAUGCCUGUAUUCUGAAUUCCUGUUUUUUUGCAAUUUACUAAUAUCCAAUUUAAAAAAAUAUAGAAUUGCAAGUUCUGUCCCACUGCUUUACACUGGUUCCAUGUGAUGUCCCAGUUGAAAUGUCUCCUAAUCUUUGAUGUUAUUCCCAUCUCUUCUGCCAUUUAUCUAUUCUAAAACGUGAUAUGCUGGCCAUUUGGAGCAAUGACAGUACCACGUGCUGUUGAGCUGUUCAAUGUCAGUGUAGAGUCAUGAUUGUAGAUGUGUGUGCUAUCCCACCAGAUGCUAAGAUUUCAUUAUUACUGUCUUACUCAUUCCCUCUUUCUGUCUUCCCACCAUCUGCUUUAAAUAACUUAUUUUAGUCACUCACUAGUUUUAGCCUUCACUGUGGAGUCUUCUUGAACCUCUGGAGGCUUUAGCUAUUCCAGCUAUAUGUGGUUUUUAAAAUUCUUUUUGGCUUGACAGAGCUGCUUCUGAACUAUUUUUCGCUAAAAAAAAUUAAAAGGAGGUCUAGUUUUUUGGGGAAAAAGUUGAGAGAUAAAUAAAGUAAUAAAUGACAUGUUAAAUGCUUUGCUGUUAUGGUUUAUUUGAAUGUUGAAAAACAAGAUUCUUUGAAAUACUUGUUUAUUUAAUGACAAAAAUGGUUUAGUUGCUUUUUAACAAUAUGGAGAAUUAGAAUAUUCUUCUGGAAGGACUACACAAUCCAGUGCUUUUAGUUAAAACCAAGCCUAAGGUCUAGAGUAGAAUGCUGUGAAAGUGAAUCUUGUUAAUAAUCCUACUGGGUAGUGCUGAGUCCCAGCAACAAGUCUGAUUGUUCACUUGCUGGGCAGAUCCCAGACAAGGACAAGUCAUUUUCAACUGCAGUGAGUAAAACAUCUCUUUAAUGAAAACCAUAAAAUGUUUUGAUAUGCUGGACAGUAUAUUAAGUUCUAAACUCAUACUCUACGGUUGCAAAUUAUUCACAUUACCAUUAGAUGCUUUAAAAAAAAAACAAUUGGGACAUGGAUUUACCAUGAAGGUCCUUUUCUGUAUUGUAACGGAGAGAGCAGCCAACAGUGCGUUCUUCCUCCCACUUGCUUCUAUGCGGAAAGAGGACCCACCUUCCCAGUUUCAUAUAAGUGCAGAGAACUCAGUAAGUGAAAAGAAAAAAGAAUCAGAAGCCAAACCAUAACAAAGGCAAUAAGACAAAGCAUGUAAAGUGCUAAUGUCCUUUGUUGGCUGCAUUGCAGUUAAUUCCAAUACUCUGUUUUCCAAUGGUGGUAGAGAGAAUCCUCCUAAAGCUGUUCUAACUGGAGGAAAAUACAGUGCUGAAAAAUUAUGGCUUGACAAUCUAUUGAAGGGCCCACCUGCAGAAAGUUGGAUGCAGAAAGGCCUCACAAAAAGUAAGAUCCAAGAGUUAGUCCAGCCAAAGCAGCAAGACUGAAGCUUAGAAAAGAUCCAAGAGCUAGUCCAGCCAAAGCAACGAGACUGAAGCUUAGCAAAAUGCAUUCCCAGAUCUACUUAGAUGACUCCCACCAGAAGUUUUGCAAUCUACAGUAGUUGGCUGGGGAUCAGUGAGAGAGAAUGGGGCAGCCUCUAUUUGUCAGUUCUAGCUAAGAACAUCUUAGUGGUUUUGUUUAUGUCUCGCUUGUGUUACUUUUUCUAACGGAGGUUUGCAGUACACUUAGGACAAAAGGGGGGUAAAACCAGUACAGCCAUGUACAUAAACCAGCCAUGAGCCAUAAAGGCUAAAAAUGGGUGGAACCAAGCAGGGGUCCCAGACAGGGAAGCAACGCACUGGAGGUGGUUUUGGGAAUCAUCACGCAGAAGCCUUUUUACGUGUGGAUGGGAGGUAACAUCGCGCUAUAUGCAAAGCCCUGAUUCUUGUUAACUAUGAAGAUUGGGAGAUUGGGAAUUAUCCUCCCUUUAAGUAUUGAGACCAGCGUAUCUGGAAAAUUUCAGCAGUUGCUCCUAGGCUGCCUGCAUAGACUUUGCUUCACAGAUUUCAGUGGAAGUGUUCCCUCUGCGUGUAUAGAGACCACCUCAGGAAGCCCUUGAAGCAGCCUUUAAGAGGAUGUGCUGCCUCAGCAGCCCUUCUAGAGGGGUAUUUUGUCCAGCUUGCAAAAUUGAAAAUGAAUACUUUAUUUCAUGAUAGUGUGUGUCCUCUUUUAAGAACCAGGGCCUGGCUCUCCCUCAGAAUGGAUCAGAGCUGCUCCUGGAUUCCUCUCUCACAUUCACACACCCACACACACCCACCCAAGUCCCACACUCUUGUCUGGGACUAGUAAACUUGCACGCUACUCUCAUGGGAGUGCACUGCAUCGGGGCGGACACCAGACAGCACCACGGUGAGCAGCCAACAUUCCAGUUCCCAUUUUUCCUUAGAGAAACCGCCUGCACGGGAAGAGUCUACAAGCCUGGCUCCAGGGCAGCAAGGACCGACUGCUUAGUUCAUUUGGGCUCCAUCCCACGGUUGCAGCCAGGGUCUCUGAUGGCAGCUACAGAAUAUGAUGGGGAAAGGAAGGAAAUCCCAUACCAAAUGAUCUCUGCAUCCUCUCCAGCUACUAUGAAGGUAGACUCCUUCUAGCCAAGCCUGAUUAUUGAUGCCUUUAGUCAGUUGCAGAAUUGUCGUGUUAAUACACAAGAUUUGCUGUGGCUGCCUUCUGCAAUGUUUUUUCAACUUCCCAUUCUAGCCUACCACCUUGUACCAUUCUGGUACUUACCAGGUCCAGCCCAAAUUAGCUUUCUGAGAUCACCCAAGGUUAACUAGGUUUCACCUAACUGGGUCUCAGCUACUGUGGGGAGAAGUGAGGAAAGCUUGGAGCCCUGAGCAAUGUCUGCUCUAAGAGCAAAGCUUCUCCUCUUUCAGCAGAAGACUUUAGUUGUGUUUAGCAGAGCAGGCAGGAGUAGCAGUUAUUGUAGGAGGCCCUCCUCUGCUCAGUGAAAUAAAACACCUUGGAGAGAAAAUGCAUCUAAGCCAGUGUUUCUCAACCUUGGCAGCUGUAAGAUGAGUGGACUUGAACUCCCAGAAUU